AGAUGGUUGUUAGCUGCCAUGUGGGUGCUGGGAAUUGAACCUAGUAUUCUGGCAAAGCAGCCAGUGCUCUUACCUAGGAACUGUCCCUCCAGCCCUGGAAAAGAAGCUUUUCUGGUUUCCUGAAAGGCAUCUUGAAGACAGGACUAGGCUCUCAGAGUCCCUGUUUGCUGGGACUUCCUCUCCUGUUCCAUGUAGGAAUGAGAGACUGAAGACACUCAGCUUGGCCUUUGAGGGGCAGAUGGACAGGAGAUCUGGUGUUUCUUUCAGAGUGGCCCCAGGGUAGGCACUAAAGAACCUCAGGAGUGGUGAGUAGCGGGCACCAGGUUGGCUUGUGUGUCUGUGGAGGGUGCAGGGAUUUGAAGAGGAGUACCGGACCCCAGCUCCCUCCUUGGCUACCCCCCUGCAGAUGUCAUCUGCCCUGCAGAGGGAUGAACCUGUAGACAGGAACCGGAUGGCAUGCCUGGGGACAUCCUCCACCCUCCUGUUGGUCUUCAACAUUGCACUGGCUUCUUCUUGGCCCCAGUUGAGAGUCCUCAGGACCCCAUGAGUAUGACUGGGUCCAAUGAGGUCCAAACCUGGACUUCCCUGCCCCCUCCACCCACACCCACCUCAGCAUCAGUCUGGAUGAACAAUUACCUAGAGAUCAUCUUUCUGGGGCUUAAGCGUGGAUGGGAGCAGAUGGGAUAUGAGCUGGGGAUUUGGGGAUGGGGAAAGGUAUCUGCUCCCCUUCCCCCACAUCCUGGCCCUUUAAAAGGCCCUCUCAGGUGUGGGGACCCUGUCACAGGCCAGGAGGAAAGUGUGGGAAAAACAAAUGAUGGAUCAGGAAGAAGAAAGGGGUGAGGGGGACUCAGGCCGUCUGAACAAGGUAAGAGGGCUCUGCCUGACUCCACCACCAGUUUCUUGAGGUCUCAGUACCCAUGACUGACAGGAUUAACUCAUUUGUAGGGCAUCUAAUUAGGAAGCAAGUCUCUGGGGUCCCCUGACCCAGUUACCACAACACAUGGGGGGUAUAUUAGGAGGGUAUAAGUGCCCCUCCCCCUGCCCAGGGCAAAUGGUUGGAUUCCUAGUACUGUUCCCCCCAAGAGAUGGUAGGUGCAAUGAUUUAGGGGCACUUCUGAGCCCCAUUUCUCUGGCAGGUUCACCAGACCAGGAAGGCUUCUUCAACCUGCUGAGCCACGUGCAGGGCGAUCGGAUGGAGGAGCAGCGCUGUUCCUUGCAGGCUGGUCCAGGCCAGACCCCAGAAAGCCGUGAGCUGGGCAUGAUGCAGGGCUGGGAGGGUGGCCCUGCUCCUGAGAUGGACAAUCUCAUGGAUAUGCUGGCCGACACCCAGGGCCGCCGCAUGGAUGACCAGCGUGUAACAGUCAAUUCCCUGCCUGGCUUCCAACCUAUUGGUCCCAAGGAUGGAAUGCAGAAACGACCCGGGACCCUCAGCCCUCAACCCCUGCUCACCCCUCAGGACCCUGCUGCACUCAGCUUCCGCAGGAACAGCAGCCCCCAACCCCAGACACAAGCUCCUUGAGCGUUCUAGCC
Molecule: messenger RNA, 1530 nt
Organism: Chionomys nivalis (European snow vole)
Lineage: Eukaryota; Metazoa; Chordata; Mammalia; Rodentia; Cricetidae
Gene: Pcp2
Product: Purkinje cell protein 2
Exons: 4
Coding region: 1001-1519 (172 amino acids)
Molecular function (GO): protein binding; guanyl-nucleotide exchange factor activity
Source: RefSeq, a predicted model, not a curated record